Molecule: messenger RNA, 3095 nt
Organism: Ahaetulla prasina
Lineage: Eukaryota; Metazoa; Chordata; Lepidosauria; Squamata; Colubridae
Gene: PTPN5
Product: protein tyrosine phosphatase non-receptor type 5
Exons: 16
Coding region: 511-2133 (540 amino acids)
Biological process (GO): protein dephosphorylation
Molecular function (GO): protein tyrosine phosphatase activity
Source: RefSeq, a predicted model, not a curated record
UAAAUAUCUUCCUGUUUUCAGCUGAUUCUUACAAACUGUAUCUUAACAACUCUAAUUUAAUUAUUAUAGAUCAUUAAAUGGAUUUGGCACAAUCUGCCUCCUUAAUUCUUCACCCCACCCUAAUUGCUGCUAUGUUGAUGAAGAAUUGUGAAGAAAAGUAUUACUAAUGGAUUUAUUGCAGAACCAUUUUCCUAUAAAAUGUUUUUCUUUAUCUAGAUGUAGUAUUAGCAAAAUCCUAUAAUGCAAAAUCCAUCAUAGUUGAUCACUUCAAGGAGAAGUCGAUAAUUACUGAUUCAGCUGUGGAAGUCAGAACUGUGGUUCUUAGAAUGGCAUGGAAUUACUGACUGCUAAAUGUGUUUUUUAAAAAGAAACCUACCAUUUUAAAAUACAAGGUAUUGUUUUAGAGAAUACCGUUUCUGUCAGGAGAAGACUAAAGGAAAUACUGGGAAAAUUAAUCAUGUGACUGAGAAUUUGAGCUGCUUGUCAGAUGGUAUUUUCAAGCCAGCAGAAAUGGAACCGCUGAAUGGAACAGAUGGCCAGCCAGAAGAACAAAGCAAGACAGAAUCACCUCUGAAAAGUGUUGAAGUGUCUCCAUACCAUCGCUGGGCGACCUGGUGGAAUGGGAUGACAACAGGCGGAAAUCUAUAUCUCUUUAUCCUCUCACUGUUCUUGGUUUUCAUCUUUAUGUUUUGGUGUGGUGGAUGUGAGACAAUCCCAGCAAUUCAGGAUAUUUUGGCUGUCUUGUCCAACCUUGUUCAUCCCUCACAACUGUUGGACUCAAAUUCUAACAAGGAUGUUUGGAAACAGAAGCUCUUAAGCUACAGUCAACAUCAGAAUCUGAUCAGAGAUGAAGGCAUCACAGUGUCUUACCUCCUGCUGUCUCUGUUCUCCCUUGGCUUGCUACUCGUAGCAACAUUGGUUUGGCAUCUUGUGAAAGCUCCUCCAGAUCCCUCAUUUCCCCUCCAAGAGGACAGGCGACAGUCUGUAAGCCGUCAACCAUCGUUCACUUAUUCUGAGUGGACGGAAGAUAAAAACGAUGAUGACUUCCUUGAUUUAGAUCCUGUACCAGAGUCACCUGUUUUUGACUGUGUGAUGGAUAUAAAAGCAGAAACAGAUCCAGCAACUCUUACAGUUAAAUCUGUAGGGCUGCAGGAAAGGCGAGGUUCAAAUGUUUCGCUCACGUUGGACAUGUGUACUCCUGGCUGUACUGAACAAGGGUUUGGCUAUAUCAUGUCUCCCAGGGAAGAGUCAGCUCAAGAAUACCUCCAGGCAGCAUCAAACAUUCUCACAGAAGAGGAGCUGCACGAGAAAGCUUUAGAUUCUUUUGUUCUCCAGACGGAAUUUUUUGAAAUCCCAAUGAACUUUAUUGAUCCAAAGGAAUAUGACAUUCCAGGUUUAGUCCGAAAGAAUCGUUACAAAACAAUUCUCCCAAAUCCUCACAGCAGAGUGUGCCUUACCUCAGAUGAUGAAGAUGAUCCCCUCAGCUCUUACAUUAAUGCUAAUUACAUCAGGGGCUAUAGAGGAGAAGAAAAGGUGUACAUUGCUACUCAGGGACCCAUAGUUAAUACUGUCAGUGAUUUCUGGAGAAUGGUAUGGCAGGAGCAUUCUCCAAUCAUUGUCAUGAUUACCAAUAUAGAAGAGAUGAAUGAGAAAUGUACAGAAUACUGGCCAGAAGAGCAAAUUACCUAUGAAGGAAUUGAAAUUACAGUCAACAGAGUCAUACAAGCAGAUGAUUAUCGGUUAAGGCUUAUUACCCUAAAGAAUGGGGAAGAAACAAGAAAUCUGAAGCACUACUGGUAUACAUCUUGGCCAGACCAGAAGACCCCUGAUCAAGCACCACCCCUGCUCCAACUGGUCCAAGAAGUGGAAGAAGCCAUGCACCAUGCAGAAGAAAAGAAUGCUCCAAUUAUUGUUCAUUGCAGUGCAGGGAUUGGGAGAACAGGCUGUUUUAUUGCUACCAGCAUUUGCUGCAAACAGUGGAAAAAUGAGGGCAUGGUUGACAUACUCAGAACAACUUGCCAGCUACGGUUAGACAGGGGAGGAAUGAUCCAGACUAGUGAACAAUAUCAGUUUGUCCACCAUGUCAUGAGCUUGUAUGAAAAGCAAUUCGUUAGAGCAUCAGCAGAAGACUGAAGUUUCAGAACCAUUUAUUAUGAUAAAGACCAAGGGAACUCUGAUCAGAAUCACAUGUACGAUAGAGCUGAGAAGAUUUCAGAAUUUCAGAGCAAAGAUAUUUAUUUAUACAUAUAAAUAUAAAUAUAUAUAUAUAGUUUUACUUUCAUAUUGCUUUAUUUUGCAUUUGAGAAUUAAGAUACUGCUUUUCUUCAACAUGUGACAGGGUGUUAUCUUCACUUUAAAAUUAAAAAAAGGCCUGUUUAUACUGUAAAUAAAAUUGAUAGCUUCAUUUGUUCCAAAAAUUUAAAACAUCAUCGUCACUUUUGCUACUUAAAAAAAAUAAUCCAAACCCUUGCUACUAGAUCCAAAUACAAUGUGAAUCUCUUUGAUAGAUGUCUUGCUGAAGUCUGUAAUGUAUGUUUACUAAGCUUGAAAACUUAACUUUUCUGCCUUUUUUCUGAAUGAUUGUUUUUACAUUUUAAACUACCGGAUACUGUGUAUAUCAUAAAAUCUUCUGGGCCUCUGCAUUAAAGGAUUCAAGUGAAUUCAUACUGAAGAAAAAAACCAUGUUUUGUGCCUUGUGUACUUACUUGUUGAAAACACUCAGUCCUACAAAGUAUAGUGACUGUAGUGUCAUUGUAAAACAAAAACACAAAGUGAAGAUACCCAUCUUGGCUGCAAACAAAAAAAUCCAUAGAAGGCCAGUUGUUUUUUUUUAGGUUAACUGAAAAGCAGAAAAUAAAGAGCAAGUAUUUGAAAAGCAAGUAAAAACUCACGUACUUAAAGUUUUAAAAUGAUAUAUAGUAUCAGUUAGGUGCUAUGAUGGUUGCUGUUGGAAUAAAGAAAUGAGCAAACAAUUAAUGGAAAAUAUAGAAUCUAUUUGUAAUUUUUCCUUUUUGGUAUAACUUUCUUUUGAUGUUUUAAAAGGGGAAAUUAUUUGGAGUUUUCUGUUGCAGAGACUUAAUGGAUAAAAUUUACGG